This is a messenger RNA of Diceros bicornis minor, 458 nucleotides long. It is a transcript of the gene CNFN, whose product is annotated as cornifelin. The record is from RefSeq and is a predicted model, not a curated record. The transcript has 3 exons. NCBI's taxonomy places the organism in Eukaryota, Metazoa, Chordata, Mammalia, Perissodactyla, Rhinocerotidae. Gene Ontology annotation, cellular component: cornified envelope. The coding region runs from base 1 to 336 and encodes 111 amino acids.
AUGUCUUACCCAGUGACCAGCCAGCCCCAGUGUGCCAGCAGCAGCUACCAGACCCAGCUCAGUGACUGGCACACCGGUCUCAUGGACUGCUGCAACGACAUGCCCAUCUGUCUGUGCGGCACCUUCGUCCCUCUGUGCCUCGCCUGCCGCAUCUCCGACGACUUCGGCGAGUGCUGCUGCACGCCCUACCUGCCCGGAGGCCUGAACUCCCUCCGCACCGGCAUGCGCGAGCGCUACCGCAUCCAGGGGACUGUCGGGAAGGACUGGGCGGCCCUCACCUUUUGUUUGCCCUGCGCCCUCUGUCAGAUGGCGCGGGAACUGAAGAUUCGAGAGUAAAGAAGUUCCCCCCUCCCCCCUCCUUUUCCACCUGUCACGCCUGGCCCCCACUGCCCCCUCCUGGGAAGACCUGCUCCUCCGCCCUAUUCCGCCACCAGAAAUACACCCACAAUAAAAACCUG